Orussus abietinus is the source of this 4260-nucleotide messenger RNA. It is a transcript of the gene SMC3, whose product is annotated as structural maintenance of chromosomes protein 3. The transcript is spliced from 19 exons. Gene Ontology annotation, biological process: mitotic sister chromatid cohesion. The record is from RefSeq and is a predicted model, not a curated record. Bases 146 to 3754 code for a protein of 1202 amino acids. Gene Ontology annotation, molecular function: ATP binding; protein binding; ATP hydrolysis activity. Lineage: Eukaryota; Metazoa; Arthropoda; Insecta; Hymenoptera; Orussidae. Gene Ontology annotation, cellular component: chromosome.
AUCCCCGCGGAUCUAUGAUAAUGUGAUCACUCUUGCGUUCUCCAUGGCGUAGUUUGUGUUUUACGAUAAUACGUUGAGUUUUUCAAACUGUUUUGGUAUCGCUAACAAAUUUUAAUCGUCGACAUUUUGACGAUAGCAUAUUGCCAUGUAUAUAAAACAGGUGAUUAUUCAAGGAUUCAAAUCCUAUCGAGAGCAGACCGUCGUCGAGCCUUUCGAUCCGAAACACAACGUAGUUGUCGGACGAAAUGGUUCCGGAAAGAGCAAUUUUUUCUACGCUAUACAGUUUGUUCUCAGCGAUGAAUUUUCCCACCUCAGACCGGAGCAACGCCAAGCGUUACUACACGAAGGAACGGGGCCUCGUGUCAUAUCUGCCCACGUAGAAAUUAUAUUCGAUAAUGCAGAUGGAAGGUUGCCGAUCGAUAAGGAGGAAGUCUAUUUGAGAAGAGUUAUUGGCUCAAAGAAAGAUCAAUACUUUUUGAACAAAAAGAUCGUUACAAGAAGCGACGUAAUGAACCUGCUCGAGUCUGCGGGUUUUUCUAGGUCAAAUCCAUAUUAUAUCGUUAAGCAAGGAAAGAUAAACCAAAUGGCGACGGCUCCAGACUCGCAGAGAUUGAAACUGCUAAGAGAGGUUGCUGGGACAAGAGUUUACGACGAUCGAAGAGAAGAAUCGAAAUCCAUUUUAAAAGAGACGGAGGGCAAGCUUGAAAAGAUUGAAGAUUUUCUACGAACAAUUGAGGAACGACUGAAAACUCUGGAAGAGGAGAAAGAGGAACUAAAAGAGUAUCAGCGGUGGGACAAACAGCGUCGUUGUUUAGAAUACACGAUCCAUGAACGCGAAUUAAAAGAGAACAAGCGUAAGCUAGAGGAACUUGAAGCUUCUCGUGCCAACAGUGGUGCCGAACAAGCAAGGCUUUGCGCAGAUGUCAAGGCUGCACAAGAAACAGUACGUGCUGCGACGAGACGUCUCAAAGAGGCGAAGAAGGAUGUCAGCUCAGCCAAGGAAGAGCGAGACACGCUUAGUGCCGAGCAGCAACAAUUACUAAAAGAAAAGACAAAGUUAACCUUGACUAUCAACGACUUGCUGGAAGAAGUGAAAGGUGAUAACGAUAGCAGGAAACGGGCCCAGCAAGAACUGGAAAAGUUGAAGUCAAACAUUGCGGCUAGAGAGAAGGAAUUAGAAUCCAUCAAACCUGAGUAUGAAGAAAUGAAACGAGUUGAGGAAGAGUGCACACGAGAAUUGGCACUGAAGGAACAAAAGCGCAAAGAACUUUAUGCGAAACAAGGCAGAGGCAGUCAGUUUACCAGCAGGGACGAAAGGGACAAGUGGAUUCAAAAUGAGCUGAAACAGUUGACGAAACAAAUAAAAGACAAGGAGGAACAUCAGAGAAAAAUCAGCGAAGACCUGAAAAGGGAUGCAGAGAAGCAGAUAGCUCUGGAAAAGAAAAUCGAGGAACACACGCGAGAAAUGGAGCGACAAAGGGCAUCCAUCGAUGACCACAAUAAACAGUACUACGAACUGACCAAAGCGAAGGAUCAGUGCCAAGCAACGAGAAAAGAACAGUAUCGACAGGAAAGUGUACUUCAGUUAAACCUCUCCGGUUUGAAGGAAGAUUUAGCGAAGGCAGACCAGAGCUUACGAUCCAUGGCUGGAAAGCCUAUUUUGAAUGGCAGAGACAGUGUUCGUAAAGUUUUGGAUACCUUUCGAGAAAGACCAGAUAUGGCACACGAAGUAAGCAGUUACUACGGUCCAGUCAUUGAGAAUUUUGACUGCGACAAAAGUGUUUACAUGGCUGUCGAAGUAACAGCUGGGAAUCGACUUUUCCAUCACAUCGUGGAGACUGACAAGUUUGGAACGAAGAUUCUCAAGGAAAUGAACAACCAGAAAUUGCCAGGGGAAGUGACGUUCAUGCCUUUGAAUCGUUUACACGUCAAAAUAGUCGAUUAUCCAGUAACUAUCGAUGCUAUUCCGAUGAUUUCGCGUUUAAAUUACGAUCAGAAGUAUGAUAAGGCUUUAAGAUACAUAUUUGGAAAAACGUUAAUAUGUCGAAAUCUGGAGGCUGCCACCAGCUUGGCACGUACUUCUGGACUAGACUGCGUCACUUUGGAGGGAGACCAGGUUUCCUCGAAGGGAUCAUUAACCGGAGGGUAUUUCAAUACUUUGAGAUCACGUCUGGAAAUUCAGAAAACGAGAUCGGAAUUAAUGGCGCAGAUUAAUGCAUUAGAGACUCAACUUUCCACCCUUAAAGAGGAAAUUAGAACCGCUGAUCAGAGCAUCAGUUCAUACGUCAGUGAGAUGCAGCGAACCGAGACCAAGAACAGCAAAGCCAAAGAUAUAUACGACAAAAUGAAGGCUGAAAUACGACUGAUGAAGGAGGAACUCAGUGCGAUAGAAAGAUAUCGAACACCGAAGGAAAGAAGCCUCUCGCAAUGCACAUCGAGCUUGGAAGCACUACGAAACACAAAGGAAGGUUUAGAAAGUGAACUGCAUCAAGAAUUAAUGACACAACUUUCUGUCGCCGAUCAACAUCAGGUCGACACGUUAAACGAUGAUAUCAGACGUCUGACGAAAGAAAAUAAAGAAGCUUUCGCAAAGAGAAUGCGUCUGGAAGCCGAGAAAAAUAAACUGGAGAAUCUGUUGACGAACAACUUGGUGCGAAGAAAGGACGAACUGGUACAGGCCUUGCAAGAGAUAUCUGUCGAAGACAGACAGCGUCAACUUGAGUCUUCGAAGGCUCAGCUGGCAGAUAUUGAGAGGCGACUUGUCAAAGUUAACGCUGAUUUCAAGUCUCAGAACGAAAAAGUUAAUAGUGCGAUGAAGAGGCAAAAGGCAGAGGCUGCAGAGGUAGAGAAGUGGAAGGCGAAGGAGAAGGAAGCUCAGGAUAAGAUCGAAGCCGAUGCCAAGGAUCUGGAAAAACUGGCGAGUAAAGCGAAUAUCUUGGAACAGAAGAUCGUCGAGUGUACGCAGAAGAUCACCGAUCUGGGGGCUUUGCCCAGCCACGAUGCUUACUCCAAGUUCAUCACGAUGACGACGAAAUCACUAUUUAAGGAGAUGGAGAAGGCGAACAAUCAUCUGAAGAAAUACAGUCAUGUAAACAAAAAGGCUUUGGAUCAGUUCAUGUCGUUCAGCGAUCAAAAAGAGAAACUGGUUAAACGAAAAGAAGAAUUGGACCGUGGCGAUGAGAAAAUCAAAGAAUUAAUGUCUGCGUUGGAGCAACGGAAGUGUGAAGCCAUUCAGUUCACUUUUAAGCAGGUAAGCAAGUAUUUUAGCGAAGUAUUCAAAAAACUGGUCCCAUCGGGCCAUGCUCAGUUAGUCAUGAAGACUGCCGAUGGAGAAGAAGGAGACGAUGCAGCAUCGGAAGCAGCUGACUCGGAUAGAUUCAUCGGAGUUGGCAUCAGAGUUUCCUUCACCGGUCAUAAAGCAGAAAUGAGAGAAAUGAACCAGUUAUCGGGAGGCCAGAAAUCUCUCGUAGCCCUUGCUUUGAUCUUUGCGAUUCAGAAAUGUGAUCCUGCUCCUUUCUACUUGUUCGAUGAAAUAGAUCAGGCUCUCGAUGCUCAACACAGGAAAGCAGUGGCGGACAUGAUCCACGAACUCAGUUCGGAUGCACAGUUCAUUACUACGACUUUCAGGCCGGAGUUGUUGCAACACGCAAACAAGUUUUAUGGAGUAAAGUUCCGAAACAAAGUUUCACAUGUGGUCUGCGUGUCAAGAGAGGAAGCUGCCGAUUUUGUUGAGGAUGACACAACUCAUGGUUGAGAAUUAUCGAUAGCCCAAAACUUGAACCUUCACCUGGAUUAUUUUUUCCACGCAAAUCUACGUGACUUACGUUUUACAUAAAAUAAUAUGAACACAUUUUCCUCUUAAAUUGACGUCACCGGGAAAAUUUCAACGAGAGAGUGUUCGAUUUAAGCAUUUUUCAACAAAAGUCACCCGAUGCAAGUAUUUCACAUCGUACUGUACAAUUGCCUGAUACAUUGGUAUUAAAAGUAAGGUGAGAAGUUUUCUAUAAGCGUCCUAAGAGUAAAAUUUCAAGUCUACUUUUAAAGUAAAACCUACUUGAAACAAUGGACAAUUUUAAGGUAUCGACAAAUGCACUUCGUAAUGUCUUCAAUUUUUACUUUUCGAAUUUUUAUAACGCAUACGUUCUUAUUUACGUAACAUUCACAUGUGGCAUUAUUUUUAUAGCAAGUAAUCCCCGAGUUUAUUAAUUCUUUAUUUACGAGCGUCCGGGAAAAUAAUUAAUUCGAAAAUUACCAUUUUGA